AUGAAUUAUUCCAUGGAGAAAUUGACUCUGGUGUACAUGGAUGAGAUCGUAAGGCUACAUGGAGUUCCUGUGAACAUUGUUUCAGAUAGAGAUCCCCGCUUCCAACAGUUACCAUUCGUCGAUUCAAAUGGAACCGUACGAAGCACCAUACGGGAGGAAGUGCCAGUCACCAAUCUAUUGGGACGAAAUCGGCGAGAGGAAAGUUCUAGAUCCAACGGCUAUUCCAUGGAUAGAGGAGGCACGAGAAAAAGUCAAGUUAAUAUGACAAAGAGUCCAAACAGCGCAAAGCCGACAAAAGAGCUAUGCGGACAAUCGACGAAAGACUUGGAGCUUGAAGUUAGGGAUCGCGUUUUCCUCAAGGUCACACCGUUACGGAACAUCAUGACGGGUAAAGGAAAGAAAUUUCAACCAAAGUUCGUCGGACCCUUCAAGAUCCUCCAGAGGGUUGGUAAAGUAGCGUAUCGGUUAGAACUACCGUCAAGUCUAUCCAGAAUUCACGAUGUCUUCCACGUCUCGAUGCUUACGAAGUGUUAUCCCGACCCGUCUCACAUCUUACAACCGGAGGAAAUUGAAAUAGAUGAAUCCCUCACUUACAAAGAAAAACCUGUACAGCUGUUUGACCGAAAAGUGAAGGAGCUGAGAAACAAACAGAUUUCUUUGGUUAAGAUCUUAUGGAGAAAUCAUGGCGUAGAAGAAGCUACCAGGGAGGUGGAAGAAGAAAUGCACAAGAAAUAG
Messenger RNA from Coffea arabica (coffee), 735 nucleotides. RefSeq lists its product as uncharacterized. The record is from RefSeq and is a predicted model, not a curated record. NCBI's taxonomy places the organism in Eukaryota, Viridiplantae, Streptophyta, Magnoliopsida, Gentianales, Rubiaceae.